Amborella trichopoda is the source of this 1569-nucleotide messenger RNA. RefSeq names its product BNR/Asp-box repeat family protein. NCBI's taxonomy places the organism in Eukaryota, Viridiplantae, Streptophyta, Magnoliopsida, Amborellales, Amborellaceae. The record is from RefSeq and is a predicted model, not a curated record.
AUUCUUUUAUUAAAGAAGUGCAUUAGCUUUUGCGGAGUCAACCGCCAUUGCUCUUCUACUUUACAAUAUAAAGCUUCGUUGGGUGGGUGAGGCAGAGAGACAUAGGGUAGGUGUUUGUGUGUGCUUUAAUGGUGGUGGGAGGGUGGAAAUUUGUGGGGUUUGUUGCUCUCAUACUUAAUGCCUGUUGUAUCUCUCUCAGAUACACUCAAUGGUUCCACUCUCUCGCCUCUUCUUCCCUCAAUUUCCAAUCCACCGCCCAUUUUCUUCGCAUGCACCUGCUCCUCAGUCCAAGUAGAGAGACCUUUCGGGUAGGAAGCAUAAAAAUGGAAAAAGGGUUUGCAGUGAGGAGCAUGGACAUCACUUCAGCAAAUGGGACAACUGUACUCAAACAAGAAUUCACCUUUCCUGCUAAUACACCUCCUUUCAAUAGUUGUCAUGCUUCCACCAUCGUCGAGGUUGGAAGGGAUCAUUUUCUGGUAGCCUACUUUGGGGGCUCUAGGGAGGGCGCACCCGAUGUCAAGAUCUGGUUGCAAAGAUACAAGGAUGGUGUCUGGAGCUUUCCAGUGGCAGUGGAUGAGCAGUUUCAAGUUCCUAUGUGGAAUCCAGUUCUUUUCAAACAUCCUUCAAACGAGUUGCUUCUGUUUUACAAAAUUGGCCAGGAGGUGCAAAAAUGGAGCGGGUGCAUGAAGAGAUCACUGGAUGGAGGUUUAACUUGGUCAGACAGAGAACAACUUCCACCUGGAAUACUAGGACCAAUCAAGAAUAAGCCGCUGCUGCUAGAUAAUGGCAAUUUGCUGUGUGGGUCCUCCGUGGAGAGUUGGAACUCUUGGGGAGCAUGGAUGGAGGUCACAGCAGACUUAGGACGCACUUGGAAAAAAUACGGGCCAAUAUAUAUUCAGGAUGAGCCAUUGAGUGUGAUUCAGCCUGUGCCAUUCCAAACCUCAAACGGGACACUUCGUGUCUUAAUGCGAUCCUUUGACACCGUCGGUAGAAUUUGCAUGUCAGAAUCAAGAGACGGAGGCGUCACCUGGACUUAUGCAGAGCCUACUCAACUUGCUAACCCAAAUUCUGGUAUCGAUGGGGUUAAGAUUCAUGACGGCCGGCUGUUAAUUGUAUACAAUACAAUAUCAAGGGGGGUCCUCAAAGUUGCAUUGUCAAAGGAUGAUGGGGAUUCAUGGGAUGAUGCUAUGACAUUGGAAGAAAAUUUGGGCAUGGAAUUCUCGUAUCCAGCUGUGAUACAAAGCAGUGACAUGCUUGUCCAUGUCACUUAUACCUACAACAGAACACAGAUUAAGCAUGUUGUCAUACAACCAGAAGCUCUGUAAUGACUCAAGAAAGCACAAGGAAGCACAUUACCUUGCAGGGAAUUGUUACGUUUAAAGCACACGGCAGGAAACCUUACAAACUACAAGGGCCCCUUCUCAGAUGAUGCCAAUUGAUCCUCAUGCCUCCCAUCUCAUAAAAAUCCAGGAAUACAUUAAAUUCAUGGAGUACAGAAUCUGUUAAAACCACUACAUUAUGGAACAAUAUUACAAGUUCAAAGCAAUUUAGUAGAAUUUUUCUGGCAUU